AGACACUAUAAACAUGGCGACCGCGGAAGGAUUCAGGACACAUCGUACAACUCGAAGCGAUUCUCAAAAGAGCGGGCAAACCACGCUUUCCAGAGGAUGGGGUAAGCAAGCAGCUCAGAGACUCGACACGAAGGACCAGUUCAAGAACGACCCCCUUCUUAAAACUUUGGAAGGAAAAAUUGCCGUCAAUUUUGGUGAUUAUAAACCAUGGCAACGCACUACUCAGUCAAGAUUUCAGAACGAAGGACAGACCAGGAGAAAAAGUGCCAGUCGUCCUUUGUCAGGGCAGACUGUGGUAUCUCUUGGAAGUGCUCCUGGAUUUUCUCGGGAAAAAACAAUAAAAAUAGGACCACGGCCAUUUAGUGCAGCUACGAGUACGGCUUGUUCGACGGUUUGCAAUCACCCAUGGACGAAAAAACCCCCAGUUGUUGACGAUGCUGAGGAGAAGAAGAAGGAAAAUGUGUUGUCUAUAUUAAAGGUAUUUCCUGAUAGGUGCAAUGACCUGGUUAUAAAAUGUACUAAGCUUGAACAGUACUCUAGGGCUAAGAGUGACAGUUUCAGUGCAUGUAAAGUUGAUGCUUAGCUGUAAGAAAGUCAAACAACAACAAAAACAACAACAACAAUAACAAAGUUAAGAACAUUUGAUCAUCAUCAUCAGCAUAUUUCCAUAAAGAGUAGGUGAAGGUAGGAUAGGAAACACGUUUGCACUUGUUUUGCUCUAGUUGUUAUUAUUAUAGCACAAUUUACUAUUAAUUCAACAACAUAAAUAAAAUAAAAAGAAAUUUCAUCCUCUUUGCAUAUUUCCACACAGGGUGAAAAAGAGUGGGGUAGAACACAGGAGUCUUAGUUUUUUUCUUUUUUCGAGAUUUUUCACUAGUUAUAGUAUCUCCCUUUGUUUGCCCUUAUUUCUCUUGCACUCUGUUUUCCAUCAUGUUUAUAUCCUCAAAUUUAUUGACUCAACUCAAAUAAUUCCAGAGCAAACAGAUUGCAAGAAAGACAAAUAAAUAUAUAAAAAUAAAGACUUCAUGUAUAAUAAUAUUUAUUUCUCAAUGGUGUGUGGUUUAAUAAAGGUAAUCUAGAUCUAGUGUGAUUCUUAUGUUGUGCUUUGAGAGACACACAGUCUUUCUUUAUUCACAAAUAUUAGAUUUAAUGGUACUUGCAAACUUUCAAACAAACUUUACAGAUUACAGUAGGCAGGUUAAAGACAUACCUCUGGCUAAUAUCUCAGCGAAAGGUUACUAAAGAGUGCACUAUUAUUUCUCCAGAUUCAAAUUAAAACAAGACAGAAAUCAAUAGCUGAGUAUGAAAACAGAAAGAAAGACCUGUAUCUUUUGAGGAUUUUGAUAUUUUGUUUUGGUAAAACUUUAUUUGUUAGUAUCAUCUGUCUCUCUGAGUAUCUUGUGUGCCCUUAUUUUGAAGGGGUAUUUAUAUCUUCAUAUGCAAGUAACAAGCAGUGGUGGAGUCUUGUCAUUGGAGAGAACUAAUCCUUUAUGCCCUAACAUGCAUAUUCUCCAUAUUUUUCUCUUUUUUUCUGAGGUGCUGACAUAGAAAUUUGGUUUGUAUAUAAAAGUAAUGAGCUUAUUUAGUUGGUGAUCAUUUCCUUUCUUUUUGUGACUGUAAUUUGGGACUCAGAGGUCAAUAUUGUAAGGAGAAAUUAAAUGCUAGUCACUCUCAGGGGUCAAAGGGUUGAACAUUACUGCAGGUAUAUGAACACCAGGGGUAUGACGGGGAAACAUGGUGGCCUUUCUGUUGAUCUGCUCAACUCCAGAUUGAAAGGUACUGGUCUAUAAAAGUACCAGCUGAGGUAACUAUCUUGUGCUCUUGUAUAGGACCCCCUUCUUGUAUUGUAUGAACAUGUGAGUGACCUCCUUAACUGUUUUACCAGACUUAUUGAAAACAUGAAGAUCACUGAUGAGAUUGAAUCAUCAGAGAACAGGAUUGUGAGUUAAAUUGCAACUGCAUCUUCUUACAUUCUUGUUUUGCUACUUUUGUCAUUACUCCUGAUAGUAUAGACAAUCAUUUUUGCCCAUCAAAAGGUUUAAUCUCAACCAGAGCUUUUAAUGUAUAACCUACUGUUAUUUAAUUUUUUUAGCAUGGAGAUGUGAAGUCUUUACUUAGGAAAUAUGAAAGAUUCAGGGUAAGUUACAUUUACCUGAAAUUUGAUUUGAAAUGUUUUAGUCAGGCUUUGGCUAGGAAGAUUGUAUGUAAAAGCCAGUUGAUAGUAAUCUUUACCAUAUAACAUGUUGUAUUUAAUGCUAGUAUAACUAUUGGCUUAACAUUUGAACUUCCAUGAGUGACCGAGAUCACUGGGACAAAGUGUCUCUCUAUCAAGCAGACAAGUAAUGAGAAUAAAGAAAAAUAUCAAUUAUAGGAUUAUUACAGUAGUUGAACCAAUACCCAAUUCUCCAAACCAACAUUACAAGAAUUGUAUGGUGGAGAGUAAGGAGAAUUACUCAUGAUCAAGAUCUUGGAGAUGAAAAAGUGAAGGAGUAUCUGGAAAGCGUGAUGUAUUAAAUGUAAAACUUACCCAACAAAGUAUUUUAUAACAUACCUAGUAAAUUUGUUUAAUCAAAUUCAAUUGUGUGAGUGUGCUUCAUAUUCCUAAAAAAAAAUUUUCCAUUAGGUUGAAAAUGUUAUAAAACAAUUGGUUCAUACACCAGCUGUGUGUUCAUCGAGAUAUGAAGCACUUGGGAAGUUUGGAGAGCACUCAAGAAGCUAGAGUUGCUCUUGGCUAUGCCUCAAGCAACUCUUAUGCAUCUUUCGUGCUCUCUAAAUUUCCUGCGUGCUUCAUAUCUCGAUGAACGCAUGCUGAUGUACAUAACCAAUUGUUAAUUUAACAGCAACACCAACAUACUUAAAACCUAAAGAAAACUCUGUUUGCUUAGGUUGUUCUGUAGCUAUGGAACAAGUCUUUUCCUUUUUUUCAGCAUUUGAUUUGUAAUUGAAUGAUUAAGGUAUCAUUUCUUUGACAGGGUGCCAUGUCAACAUUAAAUAAGAAAUUUGAUAAAAACCUUGUUAUAACAAAGAAGAAACUUGAAGAAGCAAAAGAAUUAGUUGACAAAGAAGUAGCAGGUACAUUGAGUAAAACUAUUACUUUCUCUACCUCAAUGGUCUAUGAAACAUUUCUGUUGUGAGUGUGAAACUAUUCUUGAGAAUUAUAAGCUAUUGUUGUCAAUUAGUGAAGUUUGUUCACCAAAAAGUUAGCCUCUAAAACUUUUUUCCUGAACUUCACAAUUUACCUUGAGGGUGAAGUCAUUCUAUGGACAGCACUACUGUAUUCAUCUUGCUAAGUGAGUUUCAUUGUUUACUUUCAUUUAUUUAUCAUUUACCUGAUUAGAGUUACAGCACCAACUGAAUGUAAUGGACAAAAAGUUGCUAAAAAAGAGGGAAGAAAUGAACAUACUGUUAAACUAUAAGGUAAGUUGAAAAUAUGAGGAAGUGAGGCAUUGCAACAGAAUGUAAGAGAAAGACUGAAUGGUAUUUCAUACAUGGAGGGUGUACCAGAGACCACAGGGUUUUGAAUUGUGUGUAUCUAAGCUGGGAUUUGUGGACCAAGGUGUUAAAAAUUGAGUUGGCUUAAAGAUGUUUUAUUACAAGAAAAUCCAGUGCAGAAAGCUUUCUAAAUUUUCCAAUCAUGGUUACUUAGUGAACAAGGCAGACUAAACUUAUGAGAGUAAAAGGGAAGGGGGGGGGGAGAGAAUGAAAGAGAUUCCUCCCAAUGUGAAGUUGUUGUCUUAAUUGUUGAGGGUUCAAAUUCAUGGACUUCUUCCUGAUGGGAAUGCACAGCACCAGGGACUUUAACCACACUCUAGCUCACAAUGUUUUUGUUAUGUUGGUUUGAAGUCCUUGUCAGGGUCACCUUUACCUUGACAAUCACACUACCCUAUCGAAUCCCCAUAUUGUUAAACCUAGUAUUGUGAAAUGUUAUGAAAAUUGAAAUCUUGGUUAUGCUUUUUAUUUGUUGUUUUCUUUGUGUAUCUUAUGUUAGGAUAAAGAAUAUCCUGCAAAGGCACUCCAAAUAGCCAAACUGAAAAGACAAAGGGAAAUUUUAGAGUCGACAUUUAAGGUUAGCAUGAUUCCUCAUGAGACCUAAGACAUCUUAUUAUACUUUAUUAGAUGAUAUCAGAAGUAAUAAUUUUUAUGAAAUGUGUACCCAGAGAAUUAGAGCCACUCAUUGCAGUUAGGCCAUUGAGUUACUGGCUCAUUUGACAAACAUCUUCUAAACUGCUAGUAGGAUUUGAAGGUAGACGUAAUGGUUUUGUGCUAUGAUGGAGUGAGGUGUUAAAUUUGAAUCCUGGUUACUGAAAAGAAUGAUGUUGUUUCUAGUUAGUGAUACAAUCAUACUCAAAAGACAGAAAUUCUGAUGUAUUAAGUGCUGGUAAAAAUAAUUAUUUUAAAUAGAUAUAUGGACUACAGUGACAUUCACUUUGAGUUUUAAAUGUUUUUUUUUUCUCAUGACUUUUUUCUUGAUUUCAUUUUACCAGGAGGAACUAGAAGAAUUACAAGUUGUGGUUGAUGCAGAGAGAGAUAAAUUCAGUCAACAAAGAAUAACUGUCCAACAAGAAAUAACGACACAAGUAACAGAGGUACAUUUAUACAAGAAAUUCACUGUUCAGCAUUACUGGCUAAGUAUCAAGGAGACUGGUGAUGAGGAUUCUCUGGGGGGUGGUGGGGUAGGUUAAGAGUAGGUGACAACAGAAAAAACUGACAGUAGAAGUUUUGUAAAGAGUUGUCUCUUGUUGCAUGGUGUUUGCAGGGUAUCAUAGUUUUAUUUUAUUGUUUUAUUGUGCUUUUGUUUUUUUUUUCAAUCAUGAUUUUUGUUUUUGCAUAUUUUUCAAGCCAAUGGCAAAUUUAAAGGCUUAAGGAGCAAUGGAUUGGUCAUGAAAGACCUUGACAACAUGUACAUAUGUAUCUGCAAAGUGAAAAUAGUUGAUUGUCAGACUUUUGCAUAUGAAAGAAGCAUAUGAGCCCUGUAACAGUCUUUAAUAUGCUCUUUCAUGUUAGGAUACAAUAAAUGCUAUGGGAGAUGAUAUUAAAGAAAUGGCUUUACAAAAUAUGAUCAUGAAAAAGGUAACUUACUUAUGGCUUUACUUGUUUGAUUUUUACUGAAUUUAAUUAAAAUGCUUCCACUUAUGUUGAUUUUGUGUUCUUUAUCUUAAAGGAAGUUGAAAUGCAUAAAGAUGAGCUAAAAUCCCUGGAAAUGAACAAUGCAAAGUUGGAAGCUGAAAUUCGGUAGGAAACCUAUUCCACAUGACCUUAGCCUGUUCUGGUGAUAAUGUGUUGAAAAGUGAACUGGACAUCUCUUGCAAUUUCAUUUUGCUAACAGAAUUUCAUGUAUUUGCUAUCCCAACAGGAAACUCUUAGAUAGUGAAGCCUUAGACACACAAGCUGAGAUAUUCCCAGAAGUGUUUGGAAAACGGGAGAAGUUAGUAAUUUCUGUGAAGUAUCUUUUGUUAACCCUUUAUUCUGUUCAGGAGCUUUCAAUCAUUUAAAAUUGAAGGCAGUUUUAUACCCAAAUGGCUUGGUCUAAAAGACUUUUAUAUUAGGCAUAAUAACAAUGAUUAUGAGAAUAAUGAUGAUGAUGAUGAUGAUCAUAAUGACAAUAACAAAUAUGAAGGUGCCAUCCAAAGUCUAAGUGGUUCUAACUAACUUCCUUUAAUUGAUAUUUUUAUUUUGUCUCUUUGACCAUACCCAUGGGUGCUGUUGUAAAGUAAUGAUUUAUUUUCAUUUUUCUCCAGGUGCACACCAGAUAUGGAGCUUCACCUUGAUAUACCAACCCAUGACUGGCUUCCAAUAUGACAUCUCUUAGAGAUUACUUUCUCCACAGAUGAAUCAGAAUCUGAUUUUAAUGUUUGUGUCUUCAGUAUGACAAAUGUGUAAAGAAAGUUUAAACAUUCAGUACAAAGUAACUUUUACUUUUUCGUUGUAAACAUGUUCACAACUUGACCCCUCCACUUUUGUUGCUGCAAAACCCUUUGCUACUCAUCAAACUUUCAGUGCAAUGCUUUACAUCAGAUUUCUUUUAGUUUUCCUGUGGUAUUUUGGCAUGUUUCUUCUCACCAUUGUACUGAAUUACUCUCAAGAAUAGAGAUGUGUUAUGUAAUUAAAAGGAAACUUCAAGCAAAGCUGAUGUUAAGAUUUUGUGCUAAUGAAAACUGUUGAAUUAUCUGCAAAAAAUAGAAGUGAGCAUUUUCUAAAUUAACUGAACAAGAGGUGUCCAUUGUGAUACAUUAAUGUAUUUUCCCCUCAUAUUUUAAGUUUUUUAUGACUGCGUGUAAGAAAUUUACUAAGUGUAUCUAAACUGAUAUGAGAGUCUUGAUUGUCAAAUUUUGAUUUUGGAAACUCAAAAUUUUAUUUUAAUGUGGAAUAUAGGUAAUGGAAAAAAUGAAGGUAAUGAAAACUUGAAGUAAUUCUUAGCGAAAUGGCGGUGGUGUUUGGAAAAUGGUCGAAUGCCCGUGCAUCUCUGGAAAAACUGCGUGAUAAAGCGCACGGGGAAGGCAAGGGGCCUAAAACUGUUGCAUACACCCCAAAAGAACCUAAAAUGAUAAUCCGUUGUUCGUUUGUUUUUAUAUGACGUACCUUUCUAUCACUACCCACAUCUCAUUGCGUGCUACGGAUGAACGUUUAGCAUUCCGCCAUCUUGCCGGAUUUCGAUUCACGGAUCUUUCUUAUCAUGGCAAGCUUAUUGAGAAUGGGUGCUUUACCUCGAAUGUACGCUAGAGUUGCCUGUAGAUCAAUCCAGACGUCAGCAGCCCGUAAAUAUUAUCCAGUUCCAAAGAUCAGACCAGAGUACGGGUCUGAACUAGCCGCGCUGCAAGCCAAGGAACAGGGUCCGUGGACCGAGCUCACAAUACAGGAGAAAAUCGAUUGUGAGUUAUUUUAUUUAACCGCGUUUACUGAUAUACAUUUUUUUAUGUUCACUCAGAAUAAUUUGAGAUCACUUUAAAUAUCAGCAGUCGAGUUCUUUUAACAUUUUUAGUUCAUAGUAAGCCUACUUUCGGUAGGAGUUAAUUUGUACAUGUACGUCAUAUUGAUUCACUUGUUACACUGAAGGUUGGAGAUUAACGUGAGUGAGUUGAAAGCAAGUGCAUAUCUUCUCUGGCAAUGAAGUGAAAGAGAAACAGUAGUGGCGACUGUAUUUUGAUAUGAGUUAAUUCCAAAGGGUUCAAGAAUGUGAUUUUGCCGUUGAAUCUCGAGUCGUAAUUGUAGUCGUUUAACUGAGCGUUCUACAUUGAUAUAUAUAUAUAUGGCAACGGUUUGACGGGACAACCACAGUAGGAGUGAGGAAAGGUUGAAAUGAUAUUCUUGGUCCAAACUAGUGAUAUGGGCUAGUUGUGGUGAAAGUACACAAAGUUUUAAUAUUGGUGUGAUUGAAAGGAACUGAACUAUUACACUUGCACAGAUUACUCAAGACUGUAAUUGUAGACUAUACGAGAUCUUAAGCAUUUAAGGUUUUUUGGUUUGUUAAAUCAAAAUUUUGCGUCUUAAUUGUCUUGAGGGUAAAAAAUUUAAAUGUUUCAUGAGCUGAAAGCUCUUGAUUUUCAAGUAUUAUACUGCUAUAACAACAUCUCUCUGGAAUCAGUCUUUCAGAAACUGUGGCUCAUUGCAUACACAUGAAUAGUUUUAAUUUCAUGUAAUAACUAUUUGAUUUUUCUUAGUCUUUUGCUUUGAAAGUGUGUGAUAUUAAGGAGGAAGGCAGUAACUGUUCACAAAGAUUUAUCCACUUGCUCUUUUGCAUUUCUAGUGUACAAAGCUCAGUUUCCUAAAACUAUAGCAGAGGAGAAGACAGAGGAGCCUUAUGUAAAGAAGAUGAUUGGAAUGCUCUCUAUUUUGAUGGCUGUUUCAGUUGGUCUUUUUGCAUUUCUAAAAAAAUAUG
Messenger RNA from Pocillopora meandrina, 7876 nucleotides. NCBI's taxonomy places the organism in Eukaryota, Metazoa, Cnidaria, Anthozoa, Scleractinia, Pocilloporidae. The record is from the annotation of a GenBank genome assembly.